Molecule: messenger RNA, 3583 nt
Organism: Agrilus planipennis (emerald ash borer)
Lineage: Eukaryota; Metazoa; Arthropoda; Insecta; Coleoptera; Buprestidae
Exons: 4
Coding region: 263-3583 (1106 amino acids)
Cellular component (GO): cytoskeleton
Source: RefSeq, a predicted model, not a curated record
UGCUGAUAUAUUCCCUUUAUUACAGAGGCUGUCGCUGUCGCUUUCUCGAAACCGAAAUUGCCGUGGUAGUAUCGCAGCGAAUUUGAACGUGUUUGAAUUGUGUUAUCGCUGUAACAAUCGCAAUAAAUCCGCGGCUUCUCGAAACGUUUUUAUUUAUACGAAAUAUAUUUAAUUCGAACAUUUACGAUAUCUUAUGUGUUAUUUUGUAGUGAAAAAUCGAAUUUAUCCCGUUGUGAUAGUUUUGCUAUAAAUAAACACAAUAAUGAGUAACGAAUACAAUUUUCAAUAUGAGCUCGAAAAAAUACCAUGGCGAUUAGUUGAGCAAAUGGAACCUCAACUGUUUAAAACAUUCCGUUCUGAAUUUCACAUAACAACAUCUUCCGAGCAAUCGAUAUCUUACUCUUCCUCGUCAGGGUACAACAAGCAAUUGAAAUCGUCCAAAGAAAAUAUAACCUCCACUAAGAGAGGAAGUAAUGGAGUAGAAGAACUGAGUAUAACAAAUGGUCGUCCCCCCGAUAAAUAUACUUCAACAACUGCUAUUUACCAGGAUCCCCAGCAAUGGGGCUCUACAAUGCAAUUUAGUGAAAUUAAAUCUUUAAAACGGGUGCAUAAGGUGAAUGAAGGAAUUGGAACCGACAGUAUUAUUGAUACACCAAGCAUAAUUAAUCCAUUUACUGGUGAAAUUAUGACUAUAAGAGAUGCUAUCGCUUCUCGAAUCAUAGAUGUUCGCACUGCCAAAAUAGUAAUAUCAUCAGAUGGAAGUCAAAUCCCCAUUUCAGAAGCUGCAAAACAAGGCUUAAUUGAACCGAAGGUAGUUGAGCGGCUUUACGGGCCUUGUGGUAUAAUUGAAGACGAACAUGCAAUAACUCUUCUUGAAGCUAUUCAGCGGGAGAUACAUGAAGCCGAAAGGAGCUUUAUAGAUCCAUCUGAGAAACAAGUAAAGGUAAAGCACAGUAGUAGCUCUGAUGAGCUCGAUAACAAUGACAGUGUGGAUGUACCACAAAAACGUUAUAUGGAGAGCGACCAAACGUUAUCAAUUAAAGAAGCUACUAAAAAAAAUCGUAUUUAUUCAAAGCAUCAGGAAGUUAAAAUAAAAACUGUUCCGGUAUGUUUAUAUGAUGCACUUGGUCAAGGUCUAGUUGAUGAUAGAACGGGUUGGAUUGUGGAUCGAAAUUCGGGUAAUAAAUAUCAAAUUGACGCAGCAAUAAAUACAAACAUAAUUGAAAACAAUAUUAGAGAAAUUGUUGAUAGUAAAACAGAUCGUAAAAUCACUGUAAGUGAGGCUAUAGAUGAGGGAAUAAUUAAUCCAAAAUUAGGAAAAUAUUGUUUACCCCAUGAAAAGAUUUCCUUUUUGGAAGCUAGGCGAAGACAGUUUAUCAUUAAACCGUUAACCUUAAAAGACGCGUAUGAAUUAAACCUUUUAGAUGACGAAGGUAAUGUAUUUUCACCUUUACAUAAUAAACUAAAUAUUUUAAACGCGAUUGAUUGUGGUGUAUUAGAUUAUGAUAGUGUUAAAUCUGUGAUUAAUAGAGAAACAAGCGCUUUAUUAACAUUAAAAUCUGCUUUAGAGGAAGGUAUAAUUCAACCUAAUGGAAUUUAUAAAGAUAAUGUUACGGGUGAAACAUUUACAAUUGCUGAAGCAGUGCGCCGGGGUUAUAUUACAUCAGUUGCCCAAAAAUCAAUUUUUGAUAUCGACGGGUUCCAAACGCCAGAUAAAUCUGGCUAUAUUAGCUUUAACGCGGCUAGUUCAAAAGGUUUUAUAAGUAAAAAACAAGGAGGUAGUUUAGUAACAAAUAUUAAAAAUGGAAAACUGAUAUCAUUCAAAGAGGGGGUAAAAACAGGGGAAGUAAAACCUGAAAUAUACAACAUGUUAACAAGAAAAGUAGGCAUAUUUGAAGAAGGCAUAGAACUCACUGUUGUUGAAGCUGUUUUCAAAGGCUACAUUAAUCCUAAAACUGGAAACUUUAUAGAUAUCAGUAAGAAUAAAAUAGUACCUUUAAAUGAUGCUAUAUCACAAAACCUUAUAUCGCCUGAAGGGGCAUCACUAUUAAAUAGUCUAUUAAUGGUUAAUGUAACAACCCAAACGACCUGUAAAGUAAUUCAACGUUAUGUAACUGUUACCACUUGUGGUGAAAAAUAUCUUCACAGUAAAUUAACAUACACAGAAGCAAUUCGAAAAGGUCUUAUUGAUAACGAAAGUAAAACAUUUAGAAAUCCUGAAACAAAUGAAGUAAUUUCAAUUGCUCAGGCACUUCAAGAAGGAAAAUUGUCACCAGAUGAAAACAGCUCUAAUGAAAACGUAACUGUACAAAAGCAGAUUGAAUCAGCUAAUAAGUCAAUUGACGAUCAACCGGAAAAUAGGGUUUUAACAACGUGUAAAGAGAGAAUUAAUUUACCUAUACACUCAGAAGAUUUUAUAGAAAUAGAAAAAAGAAAUACAAUUUUUUCAAAUACUAAAGUUGAAAUUCCUGCAGAGGGAUGGAAUUUAUCUGACGCAAUUAAACAAAAGAUGUUUGAUUGUGAGACGGGACUUUUUACUAUCACGGGAACAGACAGAUUGGUAAGCUUUGAAGAAUGUAUUAAGCUAAAGAUUAUAAAUCCACAGUCUGUAAUAGUUGUUGAUCCUAAAAGUCAAAGAAAAAUAAGCAUUUCGCGCAGUAUUGAUAAAAAAAUAGUAGAUAGUACUGGCCAUUAUAAUUUAGACAAAAGACGUAUUACUAUGAAAGAAGCAAUUGAAAAGGGUUAUAUUUUAUUAGAAGAAACAAUGGAUGUAGACCUUACUCCAUUGACAAGUCCAAGAAUCGCAGAAAGAGCGUAUGUUCAUCAAACUCAUAAAGUUCCUGAACCGGUAAAAUUAGAAGAAGGAGUUAUUUUUGACCCAAGUACAACUUUAAUAAUAUUACCCGAAAAAAGCGAAUCUUUACAGCUACUAAAAGCGCUUCAUGAAGGUAAGAUUUCACCUAAUACCGUUAAGAUUAUAGACCCUACCACAAACAAAGAAGUAGAUUUUAAAGAAGGACUUGCUAAAAAUAUUAUAAAUCUUGAGAAAAAUACAAUGAAAAACAAAAAAGGAAAUGAUGUACCUUUGAGUGAAGCAGUAAGAAGUGGACAUAUAACUGUCGCGGGAACUCCGCUAGUUGCAGAAAAACAAAUAGUUAAGCAUGUUCAAAAAAUGUUAGUUCAUGAUUCUCAAAGUAAUGAUUAUAUUCCUAUUGAAAUCGCAUACGACAUGUGUCCAGUGGAAGAGAAAAGCGCAGAAAUUGCACAACAAAUAGUAUCAAACACUCCUCAAUCGACAAUUGAAACAAAAUCGAAAAUUGUUUUAGACAGUGUUAAAGUAACUUGUCCAACAACAGGUAAAAUUUAUACUGUUCAUGAGGCAAUUCAAGCAGGGAUGUUAACACCGGAUUUUAUCGAUAAAUUAACGGAUUCAGAAAUUCAAUAUGACGUUGCAACAUUAAUAGAUUCGGAUGACAAAAAGUUUUUAACUCCUGGUGAAAAAGUUCGGGGACGAAUAACUGUUGAACCANUGAUUAAAUUACUUACUGAUAAUUACAAUAAAAAACUUGAAGAAAUUGUAUGA